UUCUCUUGCCACUUCCGCUGCUACCAUGAACACCGCCGCCACCGUAACUGCUGCCGUGGCUAUCGUCACCAUAGGAAUGACCGCUGAUGCAACCAACAUGACCGCCGGUGCCACCAACAUGACCGCCGGUGCCACCAACAUGACCGCCGGUGCCACCAACUCGUCUUCUUGUCUCAAAGUUUGCGACAUGAUAUACUUUCCGCGCCUGAGUCUAGACGACACCACGAGACCCUACACGAUCCACGGGCCCAUGUAUGAAGUACUGAAAAUAUUAACAAGUAAACUCAAUACGUGCUUCGAGUGGGUGUUCCCAGACUUAGUCACUGCAGGAUUCCAGCAGCCUAAUGGUACUUGGCUAGGCGUUAUAAGCUAUCUUAUCCGCCAGGAGUGUGAUAUAUCGGGUUCUUCAUUUCCUAUGAAUCAUCUGCGAUUUCACACUGUCGACUUCAGUAUACCGAUAUUCAUGGAGUCUUCUGUGAUUGCAUACCAGAGUCCAGUAAUUGGAGCAGAUCUCGCUGGUUUUGUGAAACCUUUUACAACUUUUAUAUGGCUCCUCAUCCUAGCAUCAAUGGUUGCGGUCGUGGUGGGGAUUUUCUUCAUUGAAUGGGGUGAGAGCUUCCUCCUCCGUCCACAACAAAGUGAUGGCUGGGAGUCGUAUGGGAGUGUGGGUCCUCUCACCGUGGCCUGGACCUCCUGCCUCUGGACGUUGGGCGCUGCUGUUGCUCAGUCGUCAACUUGGUCGCCACAGAGGGACUCUGUCCGACUUCUUUCUGGCCUGUGGCUGCUGAUAUCAGUCAUCUUAAGCCUAGUUUACCGCUGUAACCUGAAGGCGAUGCUCAUCAUGCCCAAGGUUCAAGUCCCCUUCAACAGCCUCGAGGAGUUGAUGGAGACGGACAUCCACGUGGUUUUACCUAAAGGGACGCUGAUUCAUGAGUUUGUAACGGUCGCUCCACCCGGCUCCUUGCUCCACCAAGUCAAUGAGCGUAUCGUACUUCACACUAGUCCACCUCGCGCGAUGAAGGAAGGCAGCGCUGGAUUAUACGCUGUCAUUGCCACUGAUUAUGUACUGCAAUCUCUUUUUCACGAUUUAUUCUCAAUGACAAAUUCCUGUCCCAUGUAUAUUGCGUCUGAGCCUGUCUUCACCGGGGUCCCCUCUGGCUUAGCAUUCACCAAGGGCUCGCCUCUCAAACACGCGGUAGACCCCAUUCUAAGAAGACUUCUGGAAUUUGGUAUCGUCCAGCAUUUGUAUGAUGCUGCAACACGUAAUGGAACCGUUUGUUUUAAGCCUGAGUCCUUCACCAGACCCAAAAACAGCCUUCGGCCACUGGAACUGGAGGACUUUUAUGGCGUCUUCGCUGUUUAUGCCGGAGAACCGGCAACUAAGGAUUCGUAAAUGUUGUUUAACAUAUUGGAGGAGAUGAGGAGUUUUGAUCUUAGAGGUAAAAGGUUGAGAAAUAGUAGUUAUACAUUAAAUAUUUUAACCAUACAAAAACCCACAUCUCCCUUGAAACCAAAUUACUUAUUCUGUGAAAUAUUUAUAUUGAUCAUUAUAUCUCCUAUCUCUCAAUCCUAACUUUAAUAAAACCUUUAAGUCAAAGUUCACAUUGUCAGAGAGUAACUGAUAGUCGUCAUCGGCCGUGGACCACCAACUAAAUACCUGUAGGGCAUAAAAAGUGAUUUUGUGACCCCAACUAGAAAUUUAAUAAAUCAACCAAGGUACUAUUUUCAUGGCUGAGGAUUAUGACCAUUGCUCUCCACUCUAAAUGUCUUGGGGCUGUAUUCCUCAAUUCACCCAGAUUUUAUUUAUUUUUUCCUGCCGGACUCCAGUAUUUAAUAACAUUCAUUUGUCCCAGUCUUUGGUAUCUACUAGCUCUCGUUCAUUUUGUGUUCCCUUAAUUUGUUUUUCUGUCAAUACAUUUAUGAACAUCCUCCUGUACAAGUAUACUAUGGGAAAUCCUCGAGUCUUUUGGUCACUAAAAAUAAAUACUUUUCUGUCCCAUACAAAAAAAAAGAACUGAGUUUUGCUUUAAUGUGCUUUGUCAUCUUCACAAAUACAAAGAAUCUUAUGUUAGUUCCCAAAUAGACAAAAUUUAAUGUACGCUACAAUCCCUGUUGCCUCUCAUAAUGUGUAUUUUAUUGUUUACUUUUAAUGUGGGAAGUUUGGUGUAUGCUCGCGUGAGAUGGACUUGUUUAGAUAUGGGUACUGUACAUUAGGGUUGCUGGGGGUACUAGAUCAGUGGGGCCAGCAGGGAACUUCCUUAUGCUCCUUUUUAUAGAAAAUGUAUUUAAGUGUUAUCCUCAGCAGAUAAUAAUGUAAGUGUGGUAGAAGAGACCAGAGGUAAGGACAGAUAGAAACUUGUUGGGGUGUUUAGUCAGUUGAGACUAAAUUAGUUCCAGGAAGGUUGGGUCAGUAAAAUAAAGUAUCGCGACUCAUGCUGUACUCUAUCUUCUGGAACACAGAAUGAAAUAUUUUGACAUAUAUCCUGGGUAUGAUGAUGUCAUUUAGUGGUCUUCCUUGGAUGUUUCGUUUCUGUGUCGACCUUCCAUUUCUGUUGGAUGAUUUUUAUAUAAUGAAUUGGCUGCAACACUUAUAUACCACUUCGGUUUUGAUUGUACAAUAAAAGAGUCGAAUCCAAGUCGAAUUCCUUAAAUCGAGACCACCAGUCAUGCUUCGAGAUCAUCUAACUAAAAGAAAAUACAUAUUGAUAUCCGUAAGAAAAAGUCUUUGAAUUAAAUUGUCAUAACCAAAGGGUAAAGGAGAAAUACAACAUAAUCUCUGUAUUGUUUAAUUCAACAUUUGCUACAUGUUGGUUUCCUCCCAUUCAUACUGUACAUAUUAUUUAGGAUAUGAAACUAUUUCGUUCAAGUCACAAACAAUCAUUCAAGUCACAAACAAUCAUUCCCACUGCAUACCACAAACAACACCCAACUCAUUCACCAGUAAAGUAACACUGAGCACCUGACCGUUCAUUUCAGUGCAAAUAUUAGGUUUAGUAUUGUUUUAGUACUUUAGUCUAAAUCACAGAACAAGGAACGAUAAAGGAUAUGAUCUCUUUAGACAGUACUUGCCCCUUCCAAUUUCCACCGGAUCUUAGGCUCGUGAUACCCUUGGGCUUGGUACAAAUACCUCAACUGGAGAAUAUGAGAGAGAAAAACCUGGACUAUACACAUGAAGCUUCUAAACCUAUAUAUUGGUUUGAAGAACAAGGAAAAUCUGAGUCGUAGCAAGAAUAACCACAAUAGUACCUCUGGCCGCUAAUAUACAUAUCUCAGUGUAGGAUAAAAAGCAUUAGUAAUGAGCAUAUAUUUACACUUUUAUUAUGAAUUUUGAUUAUUAUGGGUAAUAAAUGAUGUGUGAUGGAGGGACGGACUAUAGAAGGACAAUCUCAAUAUUCCCAUAGAAUGUGUUAAAGCCAUGACCAAGAUAUGACAAAGAGGAAAUGUAGCAUUAUUGGUGUUAACAAUAUUCUAGAAUGUCCUUGAUCCAGUGAUCGUGUGCAUAGAGCAAUGUUUUGUGUGUUGUGCUGUUAAUAUGUAUGUUGUGUGUAAAUUGUUACUAAGAUUUGUACUUUUCCUCUUUCUUGUACUACAGUCCACAUACAAUGUUAUUGUCAGUAAUAUGAGUGUCUAAUAAACCUGUCUGAAGCCAUAAUUAUCUUGAAUAAUUAUAUAUUCUUAAUAUCAUCGCAGGUCGUUCUAAGCACAAAUUCUGUUUUACUUUUAUUACAAAGAAUUACAUUAUGACUUAUUCUACCUAUCGAUGAACACUGCAAACAAGUUUAUAUACAGAUAAAAUUUAUCAUGAUAAAUAAAUUGUCAGUUCAGGCCACGUGUGGACAGCCUUUAGGAUACCAUUAAGAUACAUAAGUUAUGAAGCUGGACAAUAUUUCAUAACUAAGAAGUGAU
Molecule: messenger RNA, 3906 nt
Organism: Homarus americanus (American lobster)
Lineage: Eukaryota; Metazoa; Arthropoda; Malacostraca; Decapoda; Nephropidae
Product: glutamate receptor 1-like
Exons: 11
Coding region: 26-1393 (455 amino acids)
Biological process (GO): monoatomic ion transport
Cellular component (GO): membrane
Molecular function (GO): glutamate-gated receptor activity
Source: RefSeq, a predicted model, not a curated record